GGAGUGUCGCAGUGGUGAAAAAAAAUGGAUUCAAUAGAAGGCUGGGAUUUUCUGGAUUAUAGUUUCAUCGAAACAAAUACAUCUACGGAUGUAUUUUUGCCCAAUUACAGUGGUAGAGAAAUUGAAUUCUCAUCCGGAAAUGCUGUGCAAGAGAAGGGAUUCGUCGAUGGAGAUUGCGCGGGGAAGAUGCGACGCAAUGGAUCAUGCAGCAAGCUAGGGACAAAAGCAUGCCGUGAGAAAUUAAGACGAGAGAAAUUGAAUGAAAGGUUUGUGGAUCUAAGCUCUAUUUUAGAGCCCGGGAGACCUGCCAGGACUGAAAAAUCCGCAAUACUAGAUGAUGCAAUUAGAGUUUUGACCCAACUAAGAACCGAGGCUCAGGAGCUCAAAGAAACAAAUGAAAAGCUAUUGGAGGAAAUAAAAAGUUUAAAGGCUGAGAAGAAUGAAAUUCGUGAUGAGAAGCUUGCACUGAAGGCACAUAAAGGAAAGAUAGAGCAGCAGCUGAAAACAAUGACUGCCUCACCAGCUGGGUAUCUUCCUGCUCACCCAGUUGGGUAUCAUGCUGCAGCAAACAAGAUGGCAGUUUUUCCGGGUUAUGGUUUUGUCCCAAUGUGGCAAUAUUUACCUCCUUCAGUACAUGAUACGUCUCAAGAUCAUGAGCUUAGGCCCCCAGCAGCGUAGUGUGCUUUUCUUCAUUUUAUAAACACUGGGACAAUCUCAAAUAUGUUUGAGUAUCCUCCCAUGAUUUUGGCCUUGGCUGAUCGGUAAAUAUUCGUUUUUUGAAUACUGUGAAUUGGUGUAACUUGUUUUUGGAGUUUGAUCAAGUUAGGCCAACCCACAGCAUAAUUUUUCUUAUGAAAUUUAUGUUUGGGGAUGUGAAGAAAUGACAACGAUAUUCUACGCAAAUUAUUAUCGAAGAUUACCACCAGAUUUUUGUAUUUUAACCAGGAAAACAAGAGAAUAAAAAGGGGAGGAACAGCUACAGGGAGC
Messenger RNA from Hibiscus syriacus, 987 nucleotides. RefSeq names its product transcription factor bHLH104-like. The record is from RefSeq and is a predicted model, not a curated record. Gene Ontology annotation, molecular function: protein dimerization activity; DNA-binding transcription factor activity. Gene Ontology annotation, biological process: regulation of DNA-templated transcription; intracellular iron ion homeostasis. The transcript is spliced from 5 exons. Bases 25 to 678 code for a protein of 217 amino acids. Lineage: Eukaryota; Viridiplantae; Streptophyta; Magnoliopsida; Malvales; Malvaceae.